AUGAGGCAGGAAGACGCCGCCUACUCCCUGGGGAUGUCGCUGACGAGCUUGAAGACGUGCUGCCGGAAGCUGGGCCUUGCUCGCUGGCCGUAUGCACGAGGGUACACAGAUCUUGUGACUCCACCAGCGACGGUGGAGGAGGGAGAGGGCUCGCAAGGGACGGACAGGCAAGCAGCAUCUUGCGAGCCAAAUGCCGAGGCGUCAGGAGAGGAGGAGGGACUGAGGCAGUCGGGGUCCAGAGGUCGGAGUGGGGGGCAGUUGUCUGAGGCAGCGAGCUACGAUGGAGAGGACGAGGACGUUGACGAGGAGCUGCCAAAAGAAAUCGGCAUGCCGAGGCCGUUGAAAGGAGAUGAAAGUGAGGAGGAGGGGCUCGGAGAGGGAUGGGAGCCUCUUGAGGGGAGCUGGAUAGCAUGGUACAUGACGAGGCCAGACUCGGACGGGGAACAGGAUGUUUGGGCUAUAGGAGAGUGA
This is a messenger RNA of Guillardia theta CCMP2712, 471 nucleotides long. RefSeq lists its product as hypothetical. The coding region runs from base 1 to 471 and encodes 156 amino acids. The transcript is spliced from 2 exons. The record is from RefSeq and is a predicted model, not a curated record. NCBI's taxonomy places the organism in Eukaryota, Cryptophyceae, Pyrenomonadales, Geminigeraceae.